AUGCGCCGCGCGGGACGCCUCACCUCUCCUCGCUCGGCGGCCGAGCGGCCCGCGGCCGGGGCGGGGACUCGAUCUCGCCGCGAGCGGCGGCCUCACAAAGGGGCCGCAGCGCCCGGGCGGGCAGCCGGCGCCGGCCGCGGGGGCCGCCGGGAGCUGGAGUCCGGCGCCUGGCCCGGGGCGGCGCGGAGCAUGCCGGGACUGCCGGCCGCGGCAGCCGGCGGCUUCCGGCCUCGUCCCCUCGCGUCGCUCUACCGCGCUCCCGCAGCCCCGGCCUUCCGACCCAGAGCCGGCCCGGCCCAGCCCUCAGGCCGGCGUACCCAUCGCCCGGCUGCCGAGUCCGCCGAGACCUGGAUGGGCGGCGUGAGCUGCGCAGGCGCACCGCGCUCGCGUCGUCCAGGUGUCCAGAACCGCUGGCCUCGCGUGGCGGCCGGGCUGCGGGGCGCACGCGCAGUGGCCGCGGCCGCGCGGGCGCCGCAGGUGGCGCUUCGGGCCGGCGCUGGGGGAACGCAGACGGUGGGGCUGGGUGUGCGGGCCAUGGAGAGCGCCGGGGCUCGGGGCUUUUCCUCUCACCUGGGUACGGCCACGCCCACACUCACCUGCAUCAGGGAGACAGCCACGCGAGGAGAGCGCGCCCGACGCCAAGGCACUCACCCGGCGACCCACGAAACCCACAAGGUACAUUCGUAUCCCAGACGGUUUCCCACGCACCGAUUUACGCAGGAGCCCCGCCCACUCGAAGCAUCGCGAGACGCAGUCUUGCUCCUUGGGUCCAGCCUUGAGGACCGGAGACUACGUUUCCCAGAAGACACUGCGGCGCCUGUCCAACCGCGACGCAGCAUCGGCAGUGCUUUGUGCGUCUGCGCCAUCUUCCGGCUCCUGAGUCCACUGGUACGGACGAGGAAGCGCACCCGGGGCUGCUGGGGGCGCGGCCGCGGGGCACCUGGACCAGAGGAGUUGGCAGGUGAGGGGCUCCGGAGCUUACCAGGAGCCCCGGGGUCUGCGCCGGACUGGGCGCCGCGGCCGGGCGGGUCACGGGCCUGGAAAGAACCGGAACGUCUCGUUUCGCCGUCCGUCUGCGGCUUUCCGGGCUCCGGACUACACUCCCCAUCGGCCCCCGCGGCGCGCCCUGCUGUCGCCGCCUGUUGCCGCCAGGGCUCAUGGCCCGGGUCCAUGGACCCCUUAGGUCUGUCAUCUCAGGACUUUGCCCUUCCCCAAGAGACAAACCAAGAGGAGGACGCAGCAGCCCAUGAGAUCCUGACAGUCAUGUCCCUCGGGUCAGACUUAUUCAGGGAUGUGGCCAUAGUCUUCUCCCAAGAAGAAUGGGAACAGCUGGCGCCCACUCAGAGGGAUCUGUACAGAGACGUGAUGUUGGAGACCUAUAGCAACCUGGUCUCACUGGGUCUUGCCGUUUCCAAACCUGAUGUGAUAUCCUUCUUGGAGCAAGGCAAAGAGCCCUGGACGGUGGGGGAAGUGGCGACGGGAGGCCCGUGCCCAGAUUAGGUGUCCGAAUGGGAGAAAACAGAAAACUACAAAGAUCCUGAGAAUUCCAGUUUCCAAGAUGACUGGGAAUUUAAAGGCACAUUUGAGAUAUAUCACGGGAAUGAGAAAGGAAGUUCCAAUCAAGUCAUAAUCACCUGCCGGGCCAGCCGGAAGAUUUCGAACGAGAAGCACGACACGUUCCUGUAAGCUAAGAAUUAAAGACACAAAACAGAUGGGGUUGAGAGGAUCGCUGUAGUCAGCGAUGAUUCUUUAUUUCUCAGGGCUAUAUACUGAACUUAAGACGGAAAUCUUCAGAAGAAAAAACAUUUUCCCAUAUACAUCACUUUGAGAUAACAAUCACCAGAACUCUCACAAGGCGCCAGAGCACAGGAAUGGCAUUCUGUUUAUCCUAGGGGUAGUCGUAAAAAGGCCAUCUGUCUGCGUCAUGUGUGCAUUCAAGGCUCACAAAUGUUCCUUUAAGAUUAACUUGGAUAAUAAUUCACAGAGGGGUGGCGGGACAGAGAGCUAUGUCUGCGAACAGACCCUUGAGGAUCAAGGCAGCUCCCAGAGCCAGCCUUUUGAUUCAGGCCGCUCCCCACAAUCACCCAUGAAGAAAUACACACUUUGAGGGAGCAAACAUCCCAUAACCUGCUUCAUAAAAUUCCACCUGGAAGUAGACCCUACGUGUGUAAUGAAUGUAGAAAAGGUUCUGGGUAGAAGAAAUCUCUUCUUAGUCAUCAGAAAAUUCAUACUGGUGAGAAAUCUUAUGAAUGUCAGCAGUGUGGGAAGGCUUUCCAUCACGGUCCCAAUCCUCCUCAACAUCAGAGAACUCAUAGUGGGGAAAGAUCCUAUGAAUGUGAAGAAUGUGGAAAGGCCUUUGGUUCAGUUUCACUCUUUACAAGACAUCAGAGAAUUCAUACUGGUGAGAAACACUAUGAAUAUGAGGAUGUGGAAAAACUUCUGUUUGGCUCUCACAACUCAAUGUACAUAUAGUACUCAUACUGGUGAAAAACACUAUCAAUGUACUGAACACAGAAAGGCUUUUAGUUACUUAUCGUUGAUUAUUAAACAUCAGAGAAUUCAUACUGGAGAAAAGCCCUAUGUCUGUAAGGAAUGUGGAAAGGCCUUUAGCGGUACCACACAACUUAAUGAAUACCAAAGAAUCCACACUGGUGAGAAGUCAUAUAAAUGUAAUGAAUAUGUAAAGGCCUUUGGCCAUUGUUCACAUCUUCCUCAACAUCAGAGGAUCCAUACUGGUGAGAAACCCUAAAAAUGUAAUGAAUGUGGGAAGGCCUUUAGGCAGGGCUCACAGCUUAAACUACAUCAGAUAAUUCACACUGGUGAGAAGCCUUAUGAAUGCAAGGGAUGUGGGAAAGCACUGAGUCAGUGCUCACAGCCUACUCAACACAAGAAAAUUCAUUCCCAAUAUAUGAAAGAAACAUGGGAAGGACUUCGGGCACUCAUCUUCUCAACUUUAAGGAAUUCACACCAUAGAAAACCCCUAUGAAUAAGAGAAGAAAAGACUUCUCCUGUCUCAUUCCUAACCUUGUCAAAUGUGGAAAUGCUUUUUGGUUCAACUCAUGUUAGAUUUAUCAGCAGAUUCAUCACCAUCACAUUCAUCAUUAAAGACCCUAUUAAUAUGAUAAUGUAGAAAAGCUUCUGGACACUACUUAUCAAUCAUUAGCAACUGGAAAAUUCAUGCUGGCUAGCAACCAAAGAAGUGGAGAAAUCUUGGAAACCCUUUAGCCUAAGCUAAUCCUAACUUAAAUAAAAGAAAGCAUAAAAGAAAAUAAUCCUGUGACUGUUAGGUGUGUGGGAAGUUCUUUAGUCGUAAGUCUCUUAAUCAGAAAAUUCUUAUUUGAAGAACGUAUUGUACAUUUAAAAUCCCCAUUCGUCAUUUAUUAGGUAUCAGAAAAUGCACGCUGAAUAAAACACCACGCAUUUUAAACAACAGUUAAACAUUUAUCAAGUUGAGGAAGGUAUGGAGAAGUUUCAAACAAGUCAUAUAGGGCUGUGGCUCAGAUAAAAUGUAAUAAAUUAGACAUUCACAAAAUAAUAUUUAUGUCACUUACUACCUAAUAUUUCCUCCUUCAGUGAAACAAGAGCACGGGAAGUGAAUGAGAGCAGUAUGAAACAAAACCUGUGGGGUGUGGCCAUAAACACACUCAAAAAGUUACUCCUUUAAAUGCAUUUAUAG
This is a messenger RNA of Cervus elaphus (red deer), 3676 nucleotides long. RefSeq lists its product as uncharacterized. Lineage: Eukaryota; Metazoa; Chordata; Mammalia; Artiodactyla; Cervidae. The record is from RefSeq and is a predicted model, not a curated record. Gene Ontology annotation, biological process: regulation of DNA-templated transcription. Bases 1 to 1500 code for a protein of 499 amino acids. The transcript is spliced from 6 exons.